AUGAGCGUAACAUCUGGCAGUGCUCUAUCGCCUGAACAGUUUGACCCCAAUAUCCCAGAGAUAUUACCACAUGAAAAAAUGUACAGAAUACAAGUGGGUAAGCAGCUCUUUAAGAUUAGUGGUGCGUCCUUGAAUUCGGAUGGACCAAGUUUUUUCACCAACUACUUUCUGAAAAGGACAAACAGAGCAACCUCUAAUAAUAACAAUGCAGGUAACAACGCAAAUAACGCCGCAGCUAACAAUAACAAUGCCUUCUCCCCAUCCUCUGUAAACAGCACCAACAGUCCUCCAUCUGGCGGUAGUUACCACGGCUCAGACAAUGAAGUGCUAUUUAUUGACAGAUCAGCCGACAUAUUCGAACUCAUAUAUCAGCACCUACAGGGUUACUUCAUCGAAAUCCAAGACGAAGUUCAAUACACGAUGCUCUUUGCAGACGCCAUGUACUACAACCUACCUAGACUAAAAGCCAUUUUAAAGGACUGUGACUAUUACUAUACCAAUAUCGGUGGUAAGUCAUACAAGCUUGCCAAAAGUUUGUUCAAAAGAGAAGGUGAUUCACCUAACUAUUUCGAAAUCACAUCUGGAACUCUGUACAUUGAUGUUGAAGAACUAAUUCUGACUAGAAAACUUCUCAGACCGCCUCCACAUUCAGCUCCAUAUGUAGCUAGGUCAAACGUCCUUUUUGAAGAUCUUCUAAUUCUUCUUGGUGGUGGUUCCAUCAAUUUAGAUGAUGAUAGACGGAGUUCUCUAAUAAGAGAGUGCAAGUUCUACAGAUUCUUGAAUUUGGAACAACGCUUAGUCAAAUGCAGCAUCAAUUACAAUCCCCUAACAAGAAAAGAAGAAAUAUGCUUGCAUCUCAAAGAUGUCUCCAGAAAGGGCCUUGUUAUAUCACAGACAACAAAAAGAGACCUUUCAUAUUUGUUUCAACCUGCUACUGUUAUGAACCAAAAUAACGAACAUGUACCCUCAUUAAUGCAGUCACAAUUUGACCAAGCAGGUCUUGACUUUUCUCAAAAUUCUGGAGGUAUGGAUCCUAGGGUCAAAAGACAAAAACUCUAUGAACAACAGGUUGGUAGCUGGGAUAUUGUUGGCUACAAGAGACCCUACUUGGAUAAAUAUUCUAGGGAGUUUAUCUUUCAAGUUGACUCUAGAGAAGCUAUCUUAAUAUUCAACAGGGAUACAAAGCGAGUUCAUAUCGACUUCAUUGAUCAGACGGCAAAAAAUUUCUUCAACCUAUUCUACAAGGAGCUACUGAAUAGCCCCGAUUGUGGUAUUGAUCUAAACCAUUAUAAAUGCAAAUUGGCACCUUCCUUUUACGACAUGAAUAUGAUGUCACCUGUUGAAUCUAAUAAUUCAAACUACAAGCCAAAUCCACAUCCCGACCUUGUAUUACCUGCACUUUUAACUCUCGGUGAUCUUUCUAUCGAUGGGGUUAGGUACCCUCGAGUUGCAUCUUUGAUAGAUGAACCAAGAAUUGCUUCAAAGCAAAUUCCUAAUCUUGAUGUUAGACCAAAAGGCUCGGAAUACUCUCCUAAUGAAUUCUCACAAGGGUUCCAACUUUUCCUACACAAAUCUUUAUGGAAAAUCGGUGUGACUAACGGAAGAAUAAUCCUUUUGUUGCUAAAGGCUGAUAGUAUUACGGGAACAUCUGAAUACUGUAAGAGUCUCUCGUACAUAUAA
Messenger RNA from Nakaseomyces glabratus, 1680 nucleotides. RefSeq names its product Mrx16p (gene MRX16). The record is from RefSeq and is a predicted model, not a curated record. Lineage: Eukaryota; Fungi; Ascomycota; Saccharomycetes; Saccharomycetales; Saccharomycetaceae. Gene Ontology annotation, molecular function: protein binding.